Messenger RNA from Oikopleura dioica, 1422 nucleotides. The record is from the annotation of a GenBank genome assembly. Lineage: Eukaryota; Metazoa; Chordata; Appendicularia; Copelata; Oikopleuridae.
AUGCUUGAAGGAGGGCGGCAGACCGUUAGUGACCGUAUUCAAAACUCGCCAAUUUUUAAGGCCAAAUUCAAAAAGUCUCAAAACAUGGACGAGGCCGAAAAUUUGAGCGAUCAGGAUCUUGAGGCGAUGGCGAACUUUCUCAGUGAGAAUUUGGAGGGCAAGAUUCGUUGCCAGGUUCGAAGUGAGGGUCCCAAGUGUGCAAACAUCUGCACCUACUCGAUCACUCUUCUCAUUGGAAUCGUGCUCGGUGCCGCUGGAAUUGUGAUUUAUUCAAUGUUCCAGAACUGUCUCCGUGAUACAUUUCAACCACCCCGCACUGAACCUGAUCUCGCUCGUCAUGCUCGAUCUCUUCGAUACGAAUGGGAUGAAGAAGAUUACGACUAUUCGAGUUUCAUGUCUUCCUCCUCCUCUUCGACUGAUUCUUUCGAGCAAGAUGAGUUCGAGAAUCAAUAUGUGCAAGAUGGAGUGCAGGAGAGCGAUGGAAGCGGCCAGGAGAGCGAUGCAAGCGAUCAGGGGAGCGGUGGAAGCGGCCAGGAGAGUGAUGGAAGCGGUCAGGAGAGCGAUGGAAGCGGUCAAGAAAGUGGAUCGGAUGGAAGUGGUCAAGAAAGCGGUCAAGAAAGUGCUAAAGAAAGUGAUGGGGAAGAAAAUGAUGAUUGGCGCAAAAUAAUCAUUCAAUUUCAAAAGAAGAGACUCGCCAUUGAGAGACACGAUCGCCGAAUGAUAAAACUUGAAUCUGAGAGAAACGACAAGUUGACCAAAUUCGUUCUACGCCAGAUGAUUGAUGUGCCGGAAAUUUUCAAAUCUUCCAAAUGGUGUGAAACUUAUUCGAAAACUAGUCAAGGCUCGACGACACGGGCAGACGAUUUCAAGAUUUUCAAGAGCAUCGGCAAGACUUUCAAGGAGCUCGACUCUCAAGCCGUCAAAGAUUUUGACGGCGUUCAACUCAGUGUCAAAUACGGGCACCUCAAAGCAACUUUGAGCGUUGCUCAACGAACCGACAACAGCCUUGCCCCUGCAAUUGAGUUAACAACUCCGACAAAAGGCUAUACUGUCCGAGACGAUGGAAUUACAGUUUCGCCACCAAAAAUGUUGAAAUUGGAAGAUACGCAGGAUCCUUAUUUCCAAGAGCUUCCAUCUCCGUCCCGAGGCGCUCCAUCGCCUGAUACGCCAGCGUUAAAGGCGCCAGUUCCAGAGGCGCCAGUUUCAACAGCGCCAACAACUCCAGCAGCGCCGCGUUCACCAACUCCCUACCCGUCGCGCUCCAAUUACGGCCGACCUCUCUCCGCUUUUGUUCGACGAUCUUUUGUUCCACCUCGUCCACUCAAUGCUUUCAUUCGCACUCGGGGUCAAGUUGAAACUGCCAUCAAAUAUGCGAAUCUGCUCAACGAGUUCCAUGCUCUUUACGGAUACAAAACAAAUUGA